GCAUAAGCGGUGCACCGGGUUGUAAACUUCCGGUAUGACGGAUAAUCUGCUUUAGGAGAAAGCGAAGUCGAAGGAGUCAUGAUUACACUGUCCAAGAAAUUAAAACAACAGACACCUGUGAAAAAGGAAACUGAUGAAAUCAAAAGAAUAUCAAUCCGGGACAAACUUCUGGUGAAGGAGGUCCAGGAAAUGGAAGAAAACCUGCCCAAGACAUGUAAAGUAAACUUUGGUAACCCCAACGAGCUCCAUCUCUUCUCUCUGACUAUAACUCCUGAUGAAGGAUUCUGGCAUGGUGGAAAGUUCUUAUUUAAUGUAGAUAUACCAGAGGAUUAUAAUAUUGUGCCCCCACAGGUUGUGUGUAAUACAAGGAUAUGGCAUCCAAACAUCAAUGAGGACGGUGAAGUUUGUCUAAGUUUACUACGACAGAGCUCUUACGACAGUCUAGGUUGGGCACCAACAAGAAGACUUAAAGAUGUGAUAUGGGGUCUCAACUCAUUGUUUUCUGAUUUACUCAAUUUUGACGACCCACUUAAUGUAGAUGCUGCCGAUCACUAUUCACGUAACAAAGAAUCAUUUAAGAGCAAAGUGAAAGACUAUAUACAGAUGUAUGCUGCUAGGUAACAGCGUGUGCAACUUAACUACAAAACUAUUGGAUGCCCAUUGUGUAACCGUGGUAACCUGCAAGUCCCUGCGUUUCUGUUAUAAGCUAGGCUAUUGGAUGGCUUGUGUGUUACCAUGGUAGCCUGCAUGUCUUUGUUUGUCAAACUGACAAACAUUGGAUGGCUAGCGUGUAAUAUGUGUAUUUUUAAUUACCAUAGAGACUACUAUUGGUGGGCUAAUGCGUUACCACCAUGAUGGCUCACAUUUUCAUCACAUUAUUGAAGAUAUAGACUAGCCAUUAUAUGUAGUCAUUACGAGUGUCCUCCGCGUGUCAACCAACGCUAAAAAAAAGACUGUAUGGAAAUGCAUGCUCACAGCCUCGCACUUCACAGCAACCCCUGAAAAACUGUGUGACAUAUCCCUUUAAACAGAUCUCAAAAUAUCACUGCAGUUUUGAGAUAACCGAGAUCAAUCAAUUAAUUUAAUAUAUGGAAAUAUAACAAAACAAAUGUCAGCUGCUUGUUUUUUAUGGUGGUAGCGAUAGACUGUUUUCUGUCAAUGAGUCAGAGGCUGACGUGACUUAUUAAAUAUCAGCGUAUUCAGGGAUUAAUGCAUGUAAGGAUUUAUGUGUUUGAAUGAUCCUGGUGCCCAACAGAAGAUUUGGUGUACCAACUUAACAAAUCACUCAUAGAGCCGUCUCCAUAAUGCUUUCCAAGACCAAGUAAACAAAUUUCUUGUUUUUUGGCAUGUUAGUUAUAAUACAGUAACUGUAAACAUAUGUAUUUUAGUGGUUAUCAUAUUUCUAGUGCUUACACGCAGAAAGAAUUCCACUAAAUUAUAACUGCACUAAAUGAAGUUUCUUUUUUUUGGGUUUCUACAAGGCAAUUAUUGCUAGAGAGCCAAUUCAUCAUUGUGAUCAUCUGUUUAAUUGGUUAUGCAUUAAAAUUUGAGAACGAUAGGAUAAGUUUUUUAACAGUUGUCAUUCAGGAUGAUAGAAUGUGCAUGGAUUGAUGCGAGCUAAAUUUGGGAAUGUUAAAGUUGUAAGACAACAAUUCUGGAUACUUAAUCAUAGAAGAAAGAUUAUUUACAUGCUUUAUUAUGGAUCCUACACGGGUCAAGGGAAAGCAAAUGAUAGAGUUGGUAAUUGUUUUUGUGAAAUUGAACCUUUUUGUUUAUUAUAAGUUUGCAGAUUAUUCAAUGUAUUGAGUAUUUCUUGGUCACAUUUCAAUCUACUUUUAUCUAGAUUUAUAUAUCUGGAAAACCCUGUGGUACAUGUAUUUUUUUAACAUUUUAGCUCACCAGGUUCAGUGAACCAUGUGAUCUAUUCUACCUUGUUGUUGGGUCCCAUUGUCUAUCAUUUUCAACAGACUACCAGACCAGAAAACCUGAAACACAUUUUGACUACCUGGUAAAUCUGAAAUGGAUAAUUGAAUUUCAUAAAUCAGGAGCGUUGUCCUCUAUUGGUGAUGCCACAAUACAUAAAUAAGCCUGUUUCAUUAAUUUUACAGAAUCUUUAAUACAAAAAAAAAAAAUUGCAAAAUGUGGUUCACAAAAGCUCUCCCUAGACUUCAGAACCCGGGGAGGUUGCUUAUUUGAGAAUGAAUACGAUACCUAAGUUUCAUUUAUCUUUAGUAAUGAAAAAGCUUGUGUGUGCUGAAGAGAUUUAAAGCUCAUUAAGACUGUGGAGCUCAAUUGGUUUUAAUUGCCUUUAGAAACUAUUAAUAAUUAUAUAAUAAUAAACCCCCUGGUGAUAUCUCUAAACGGGAGAGGUUCCACAUAUGGUGUUAAUGAUUAGAUCCUGACCUUUGACCUCUUGUGGGGGAUAAGGCAACAUAUGUUUCCAUUUGUUGAUUUCAUUUAAAAUUUAAGUGCACUGAAUAUGAAUAAGUAUGGUGGCAUAUUUCUGCCAUCAAUUUGCCGACUUACGACUUAAAGAUGUCGACAUGUCCAAGAAGAUGUCAAAAUCAUAAACAAAUACGUCAACAUAAUUUGAAUUUUUUUUUUGACCUAUUAGCUUGAUUGCCAAGAUAAUAAUGCCAUGAUAAUUAUCUAGGAAGACGGAAACUUUAUAUUGUACGGCGGCAUAUUUCUGCCGUCGACUUCCUAGAUAAUUAUCACGAAAAUAUAAUCUUGAAGUAAACUAUUAAGUUGACAUAUUUUUCGGUUUAUGUUGGCAUGUUUUUUGAUGAUGUCAACAACUUCUCAGAAAUAUGUUGACAUAUUUAAGUUGUAAGGCGAAAGCUCAAUGGCAGAAAUAUGCCACCAUACAUAAGCAUGAGAUAAUACUGUUCCCUUUUGAUUCCAUCAGCAGAUAUACAUCCUAGAGGUGUAGGUUUUGGUACAUUAUUGCCUUGUUUCAUGCAAAGUAAGUUAUUGUGAAUAAAAUGAAUUAAUUUGGGAUUGAGAUUUUAAUUAAAUCCUAAUUUUUAAGUUUCUGACAAUUUAGUGUAAUUAUUUGACAGUUGCCAUCAGAUUGAUUUGUAAUGAUUAAUUAGCACUGGUAUUCUGUGUCAAGACUUGUUUAUUUCAUUGUAUGUUAUUUUUCUUUUUCUUUUUUUUUUUGGAAAUAAGUUUUCUAAAAGUUUCUAUAAAUGAAACGUCUCAUUAAUUAAUUUGCAGAGCAAAUUCAAAACUACUGCGGGCCGCGGUGGCCGAGUGGUUAAGGUGUACCGACACUUUAACACUAGCCCUCCACCACUGGGUUGCGAGUUCGAAACCUACGUGGGGCAGUUGCCAGGUACUGACCGUAGGCCGCUGGUUUUUCUCCGGGUACUCCGGCUUUCCUCCACCUCCAAAACCUGGCACGUCCUAAAAUGACCCUGGCUGUUAAUAGGACGUUAAACAAAAACAAACCAAACCAAUUAAAAACUACUGCCACAUGCACUUUUUCAUUUGCUAAAUAUUUGUAAUGUUUCAAGGUUUAAAUGGGGAGAGGUACCCAUAGGCUUCCUCCAGUAAUGUUGACACCAAAGAAUUUAUUAUAUUGAGCUUGUUUGAUAUUUAAUUACAUAAUUUAUCAUUUUUGGCAACAUUGUACAACUCUUAAUUUACUCUAACUUGAACUAUAUUUCACAGGUAGUAUUGAUGGAAGGUUCACAAUGUUUUACGAUUUUGAAUAAAUAUACACUUUUGUAAUAUAACAAUGCAGUUAAUGAAGCAUUGUCAUUGCAUUUUUAAUGAGUCAAUUAGAUUCUGAAGGGAAAUAUACCCAAUCCCCAUACUUUUGUAUUGAACCCCCAGUUGUACAUAACUUUACAAUGAGUGCAAAUGCAUUACUCAAGUACCCAGUGGUGUUACGUUUCAUGAAAUUUUAUAUCUAUGGAUGCAUUUGGUAAUGAACUUAGUUUAUUGUCAUUCAGUAUUCAAUAAAUAAAAUGAUGUACCUUUUAAUAAAUAUGUUGUUUACGCA
Messenger RNA from Pecten maximus, 4009 nucleotides. RefSeq names its product NEDD8-conjugating enzyme UBE2F-like. Bases 79 to 621 code for a protein of 180 amino acids. The record is from RefSeq and is a predicted model, not a curated record. The transcript has 7 exons. Lineage: Eukaryota; Metazoa; Mollusca; Bivalvia; Pectinida; Pectinidae.